CCUAUCUCCUAGGUAUUGGCUAUACCUCUGUCUGCGCCCAUCACAGAAUUCUCUUGUUGACUGCAUCGCGGUCCAUUCACUCAAACUAUCUUGAAACGAUGCGCAAAAAUUAGGAGGACACCAGGGAAAUCCUUUCUAGAUUCUUCCCAUGAUGCUAUAUCUCCGCCCCUUAGGAAGGACCCAAUUAGCUACCAAAAGCUUUAAUGCCGCUGGUCCACGGGGUCUAGUAGCAUUGCGCGGUCUAUCACUAAAGCACGGUAUUCAGUCAGCAUGUCGAAGAUUCGCGACAACUGCAAGCAGGCUGGGCACGCAAGCCAGCUCUGGCCCGCCACUACGAAAAUUCGCGUAUCCGGAGAACCUGUGCAUCUACCACGCGGGUGUGGCCAGGACCACCUUCUUAGCGUGUCUGAAGCUCUCGACACUCUUCACAUUCACGUUCUUCGGACUCGUGGUGACGCCCGCGUACCUGAACAAGGAGGGCCUAUCGCCCACAGCAGCUCGAACAACCAGCGGCGCUCGCGGCCGUGGUGCCGCUCGUCUUCGUAGCGUACGUGACGUCGCCGUUUGUGUCGCACAUUCACCUGUGGUUGCCGCCGUUCGCGCGGGUGUCGGAGGAAGCGCUACGGGCGUACGUCGGGGCGCUACCGCCGCGCGCCGCGCUCGACAUCACGACCAUGAGCGCUGUCGCGAAGCCGCGCCUGAGCCGCGUCGCUGUCGCCGACCUGCGCCCCGCCCGCGCCCGCCUCGGCCUCGUCAACUUCGCCCGCGACACCGCCGCCGCCAACGCCGCCCGCAAGUGGUACAUGUUCCGCGCCGUCGGCCGCUUCGGAAUCCAGCGCAACGCCGCCGCCCGUGCCCCCUGGGUCUGGGACGUGAUCGCCGAGGGUAUCGUGAGGCGGCACGCGUGACGUCAACGUGCUCUCGUCAGGCUUAUCUUGCGGUGUUGUCGCUUGCGUCUGCUGCUUCCAGCUACAACGAUGUCGCGGGUCAAAGCGCUCCGAGAACGGUCCUAUCUAGCCACAGGCCGCUCGUGCGGCACAGCCAGGAUAUCAUAGGUAUACCAAAGCGAAUAUUUUUCAAGGUACCUAGCAGGAUGUCUCGACGGCGUACGAGGCUACCGUACCGUAUUCUAUAAGUGCAGAUAUUGCCCACUUGGCCCCUCAACUCGGGAGCCCCUAGGACAUCCCUAAUAUAAACAGGCGAUGGGUUGGGAAGUGUCAAAGGACAGGCACCUAGUUAUGAUCACAGAUACUACCUGUGGCCUAGUCCUUUCAUCUUUUUCCGGGCACAUCAGUAACAUCUGUAGGUAUACGCUUCUCACAGCUACCUAUAUCGGACUUGCAAUCCCCGAAAUUUGAUGGGAAAUGUUAAAACAUAAUUUCCUUACUUGUGUUCAAACAGGACUACAUAUAGGCCGUCUCUUCUAUCGUCUCUCUAUCUUGGGUUGUGGCGACAGCUGCGGGGAAGCCGAUACAGCGGGCUGUCGGUCACGAUUCAAACAAUGAGGGGUAUCAAAGAUAGGUAGGUAGGUAAGUACAACGGAGUUUCUCCACCCCGCCGUCGAUAGCGGAGAUAGCGAUAAGCUUUUGCGAAUUGGCAGCGAUUAGACGGAAUAACAUGGCAUUGAGCGAUAUCGC
This is a messenger RNA of Durotheca rogersii, 1637 nucleotides long. RefSeq lists its product as uncharacterized. The record is from RefSeq and is a predicted model, not a curated record. Lineage: Eukaryota; Fungi; Ascomycota; Sordariomycetes; Xylariales; Xylariaceae. The coding region runs from base 149 to 1135 and encodes 328 amino acids. The transcript is spliced from 3 exons.